Messenger RNA from Notothenia coriiceps (black rockcod), 3372 nucleotides. Its product is annotated as cell division cycle-associated protein 7-like. Bases 135 to 1301 code for a protein of 388 amino acids. The record is from RefSeq and is a predicted model, not a curated record. Lineage: Eukaryota; Metazoa; Chordata; Actinopteri; Perciformes; Nototheniidae. Gene Ontology annotation, cellular component: nucleus. The transcript is spliced from 8 exons. Gene Ontology annotation, biological process: regulation of DNA-templated transcription.
GUGCAUCCGUGUUGCUCUGAGCUUCAAAACAAGCAUCUCUAGUUUUCAAUCAGAUUAAUGAAACUGGUACCUGCGCGGCGGGCGGGCCUAGCUAAACUUCAGGAGCUAGUGGGUCACGGUUUUCAAGAAUAGAUAUGGAUUCACAUUUGGAAGAUGAAGACCAGCCUGACCUUUCACCCAAGAAGCAGAGGGCCACAUCUAAACCAUUUUCUGGGCCCCAAAAAUUCCAGUUGAGAGUGGCACUUCGCUCCACUCCCUCUACCCAGCAGUCCACUGAUGAAGAGCAGGCAGAAGAUGAAGAGAAGAUGACCAAGAAAAGAUUGCUAAAGCGGGCAGGAAAGACCACUCCGGCAAAGAAGAGGAAACGUGUUUCAUGUGAAGAUGUAGAGACAGCCGUAGAGACAGCCGUAGAGACAACCCUAGAGACAGCCCUAGAGACAGCCCUAGAGACAGCCGUAGAGACAGCCCUAGAGACAGCCGUAGAUCCUGAGAAAGAUCAAGGAUCCGAUUCAGCAGAAGAUGUACCUGGCUCCUUCCUGGACAAGAGAGAACGGACCAUCAAGGCCAACAAAGCAAUGUUGGCUCAGCUGAUGUCGGACCUGAAGAAGAUGCCAGGAGGUGCAGGGAUUCUGAAAAACCAAGCCGGCCCAGAGAUGAAGAAAGAGAAAAAUUCUCGUCCCCCUCGCUCUGCUGCAGCUGCAGGAGAGACCAGGAGGAACCCAGAGCGGGUGUCUCGCAGACAGACUCGCUCUAUGGGGGGAUUUGAGGGACCUUUAUCCCCUAAGAAAGAAGAAGUGGAGUGGAGCUUGGAGGAGGAGCUGCUGGAGGUACGUCAAGCCCCACGGCGUCGUGCCCCGCGGCCUACUGCGUGCAAGCCUCAUUGUAUCCGUCCUGUGGAGGACAUCACAGAGGAAGAGAUUGAGCUGGUGGCAGACAUCAUGACUGAAAAAGUCUACAACAGAGACACAGGCACGACAUGUCAUCAGUGCCGUCAGAAAACAGUUGACACCAAGACGUGCUGCCGCAGUGAGGACUGCAGAGGGAUUGUGGGUCAGUUCUGUGGGCCGUGUCUGAAAAACAGAUACGGAGAGGAUGUAAAGAAGGCUCUGCGCGAUCCAGAUUGGAAGUGUCCUCCCUGUCGUGGCAUUUGCAACUGCAGCUUCUGCCGGAAGCGUGAGGGCCGCUGCCCGACCGGCAUCCUCUUCCCUCUUGCCAAGUACCACGGCUUCUCUGACGUCCACUCCUACCUCAGCAGCCUCCGGAGUAAACUGAAGAAUGAGGACAACGAUGUAGAGAUGUGAUAACACUAGGUGGAGUGUUUGUUCAGUUUUAUGGUUCAGUCUGUUUUAAUACAAAUAAAUCAUAACAAAGCUGUGAUUUUAAAUGAAUAAAGUAUUUUAUAAUCAGCUGAUUGUUGUGCAUGUUUCAUUGAGACAAGAUGGAAAAAAAGACAAAAUAUAUUCAUAAUUUUAAUCCAGCUGUUGGCAUUUGCAGUAGUUGUUUACAUACAAUAUAAAAUCCAAUAUUAAAACGGGGCUGAAAAAUAAGGGCACUUGUUUAUACUUUGUUUAUAGAGUUUCAAAGGAAAGUUAUAAACAUACAAUUCCUGUCAUAAUAGAAGGAUAUUAUUUUUCCAAUAAAGCAGAUUCCUGAAACAAUGAAACGGGUGAGAAUGAUCUUUUCAGAAAAAAUGUUGACCCUUGUAUAAUUACAUUGCAACAUUUUUUUUUUAAUUCCUUAACCAAGGGAUUUGUGUCUGGUGCUGUGCCUCAAGCUGGAUAGUUUCCAGUUAGACCUUUAACAUCUGCAUACCACAAGGACAAAGUAUUAGAAAGUUGACGGACCAAAGAAGGAUUCCCUAGUUUUGCUUAUUAAAUGAGUAUGAACCUUUGGUUUUGAGCUUACAUAUUUAUGCUGUCUGGACAUAACAAAAUACUUCACUCCAGAUAUGACUAAAAAGAAACAGUUUUCCAUCGAAAGAAAACAAACUGACACGACUGCAAGGCAAAGAUGAUGAGUAUACCACAGGGGAAAUCUCUUGGAAGAUCUGUACUGUAUAGAACACAUUAUUCUAUGGCAGAAAGGCUCUUAAAUUUAAACAUGUAAUCUACAUAUAUAUAUAAAAGUAAUAACAGAAGAUUAAGAUUUGAUUGUGCAUGAGGAGUUCAUACAACGGAGAGGCAAUCUCCUGCAAUCAUGCAAAGAUGAUCCGGCCCAAGCUGAGAAAUUCUGUAGCCUUUACAUUUCCAAAAGAUAUAUACAUAAAAAAAAUCAAAAUGUUUUGCUAUGAUAAACAUGUCAAAGCUUGAUGGCUUGAAUAGGUACCUACAAAAGAGGUUAAAGAGUUAUUCUCAGGAUUUCAGUGCCCUGACACACCUACAUCCUCACAUGAUCAUAGCACUCCUGGCUCUGACCUGCACUCCUCCUAAAACGCUUUCCAUAUUAGCCCCAAGACACUGAUCGUUAGUUUGAACCCAGAAAUGUGAGAGAAAAAACAAAAUGUUUAUUGUUCUAAAUUGUUAGGAUUUUUAGGGAUGAAUUUAGCAUUAUGGGCUUUCAAGCCAAAUACAGCAGCCCCGUCUGUCGGCUGGAACCACCUGAUGUUUAGGAGGGCAGGCAGCUAAGCCCACAGCCUUGGAAACAAGUGAGAGUCCCUUAGUAGUGUUUCUCCUUCCUAAAGAAGCUCGUGGAGAGGGUAUUACCAGCUGCCAAUUUAAUAUCAAGCGUGCCAGUGUGUGUUACUGCAGUCCCACUAUCAAGCAGGACUGAGUGCGUGUGGGUCAAAUCUUGGUGUAGUGACAUGUCAUUUUAGGGGAAAUACAAUUUCAUGAUGAUUUCUUAAACCAAACAUUUUCAUCCAACUCUGACCCUUAAACGCUACAGGUAUCUAAAUACAAGAUGGAGCUUAUUAUUCCUGCCUCAAUUGUCAUAAUCAAUAGUGUCCGUGUGUUGCAUUUGAGACCGCCUCUCCCGCCGGACAGGUUCCGUGUCUGCAGUCCCACAUGCCCUUUUUUACCCCAAAUGUCCAAAAUGCAUCAUCCACUAGCGCCUGUCCUCCUGCUCCAACACAGUCCUUAGUAGCUGUUUCCGUUCAUAUGGUGAAGGUCCACCUGCAUCAUGCUGAUCCCGCUGCUGGCUAAUCGAGCUAUGCUUUCUGCGGAUAAGGUCUCCAUGGUGACAAUGGUGUGCUGUUCACCAGAUGACACGGUGCCUGUGAUGACUUUUGUUCCUGUAGGGGAUGCUGGGUCGGUGGAGACCGUGCUGCUGCUGGUGGGGACUGCUUUCUUGUUCAAGUGGGUCUUGAUGUGCUUGGAGAGGUGAUCGCUGCGCAUGAAGCGUUUGGGACACUCCGUGCAAACAAACCUUUUUUCA